GCGGGACUCCCGGACCCUGGCUAGUCCACGGCCGCGGUCGGGCCCAGCGCCCGCCCCAAGUGCCAGCAGUGCCGGAAGCGGAGCGUUUUCCUGGUCCGGCCGCCGGGAAUGGCGCUCCUCCCGGGUGAAGAAUGCACCACUACCAGUCGGGACGCGCUCGUGCACUUAGCACACAUUUACGCUCGCCUGCCGCGGGCCGCUCUCCGUGCUGGGCCUGGGAAGAGAGUCAGCCACGCCGAGGACAGUCCCGGGGGCCGGGGUUAACCGAGUGGACGCAGCUGCGGGGGAGCCCGUCGGCGCGCGUCCUGCCAGUCGUAGGGUCGAAAGGGCUUCCGAGGGUGCAGGAGAACUCCCCAGCCCAGCAGGCGGGCCUGGAGCCCUACUUUGACUUCAUCAUCACCAUUGGGCACUCGAGGCUGAACAAGGAGAAUGACACCCUGAAGGCACUACUGAAAGCCAAUGUGGAGAAGCCCGUGAAGCUGGAGGUGUUCAAUAUGAAGACCAUGAGGGUGCGCGAGGUGGAGGUGGUGCCCAGCAACAUGUGGGGCGGCCAGGGCCUACUGGGUGCCAGUGUGCGCUUCUGCAGCUUCCGCAGGGCCAGUGAGCAGGUGUGGCAUGUGCUGGAUGUGGAACCAUCUUCACCUGCUGCCCUUGCCGGCCUGCGCCCCUACACAGACUAUGUGGUUGGUUCGGACCAGAUUCUCCAGGAGUCCGAGGACUUCUUUACGCUCAUCGAGUCUCAUGAGGGGAAGCCCUUGAAGCUGAUGGUGUAUAACUCCAAGUCAGACUCCUGCCGGGAGGUGACUGUAACUCCCAACGCAGCCUGGGGUGGAGAGGGCAGUCUGGGAUGUGGCAUUGGCUAUGGGUAUCUACACCGGAUCCCAACUCAGCCCCCCAGCUACCACAAGAAGCCACCUGGCACCCCACCACCUUCUGCUCUACCACUUGGUGCCCCACCACCUGAUGCUCUACCACCUGGACCCACCCCCGAGGACUCUCCUUCCCUGGAGACAGGUUCCAGGCAGAGUGACUACAUGGAGGCCCUGCUGCAGGCACCUGGCUCCUCCAUGGAGGAUCCCCUUCCUGGGCCUGGGAGUCCCAGCCACAGUGCUCCAGACCCUGAUGGACUUCCCCAUUUCAUGGAGACUCCUCUUCAGCCCCCACCUCCAGUGCAGCGAGUUAUGGACCCAGGCUUCCUGGACGUGUCGGGAAUUUCUCUCUUGGACAACAGCAAUGCCAGUGUGUGGCCCAGCCUGCCCUCUUCCACAGAACUGACCACCACAGCUGUCUCAACCUCAGGGCCAGAGGACAUCUGCUCCAGCAGCAGUUCUCAUGAGCGGGGUGGUGAGGCUACAUGGUCUGGGUCAGAGUUUGAGGUCUCCUUCCUGGACAGCCCAGGUGCCCAAGCCCAGGCGGACCACCUGCCUCAGCUGACUCUUCCUGACAGUCUCACCUCUGCAGCCUCACCAGAAGAUGGGCUGUCCGCCGAGCUGCUUGAAGCUCAGGCUGAGGAGGAACCAGCAAGCACAGAGGGCCUAGAUACUGGGACGGAGGCUGAGGGGCUGGACAGCCAGGCCCAGAUCUCUACCACAGAAUAACACCCUGGGCUGUGACAAGGCCCAUGAUGACAUUUCAUGAGGCCCAGAUGUGGGCAGGCAGCCCGGGCUGCACUAUGCGGUCAGGAUUCCUUGCUGCUUCGGUGGGGCAUGAGGCCUCAGUGGGUGGUGAGAGGGGGCCAUGGGCCUUGUGGGAGGAUAUCUUUUGGCCGUGUACCCUCAGGUCCAGUGCUUGGUCCUGCUCUGGUCACUGGGGCUUCCCAGGAGGCAGCAGGGUCUGGUCAUAAUCCAGUGUAAAGAUGAGGUGAGGAAGGAAGGGGUUGCUGUCCAGUGUUGGCCUGGUCGCUUUGAUUCUUCCUGCACAGCUCAGCCCACCCCAUCUGUACUGGAAGGGACCCUGGAGCCCUGGGACCACCCCCUUUCAAGUCCCAAACACUGAGUCCUCUGUCAUGUGUCCUUGUCCCUAGGCUACAAUGCUACACUUGGCUCAGGCUGAUCACCAUGCUAGUCACAGGAGGGAGAGAGAGGCAGUGUACUUGCCCCCCUCUCCUGGAGGGAGGUGGGUUGGAAAUUCUAGGCCCUUCAGCAGAGACCCAUUUGUGCCCAGACCACAAUAUUUCUUCUUCCUCAGGGACUACAUGCCACAGACCUGUAUCCCCAGUGGCAACUCCUGUUAGCUCCCAAACUUAAACAGUGAUCUCUUCUAAAUAUACAAGGCAUCUACCCAGCCCCAAUAGUGAAUAAAAGUCACAAAUUUAAGUUCAACACCCUAAGCAAUUUCUCAAAGCCAGUCUACCUGACUAGGUCUAUCCACGCACGGUUCCCAACCCCAAGGGGGAAUUAGGGGAAUAGAUUAAGAGUAGGUAAAGACCCUUUUGUUCUUUCCUGUUGUAGGGGAGGAAGCUGUUCUCCCCACCCCAGGUGCCUUUGGAGGUUAAGGCUAGGUUAGGCCCUGCACUCCAUCUGGGGACAGCCCCUCAUCACCUGAAGUCCUCUGCUGUGUUGACUGGACCCUCACUUCCCACACUGCUAAUUACUAUGAAAGCUGCUCUGGCCUCGUCUUCUAGCCUGUGCCUAGUUGAAAGUCUCACCUUUACAGGAUCAUUUGUAAUGCUGGUGUACAUGCAGGGAACUCACAAGCUGUGUCAGGUAUGCAGGACAAGGAAUGUCUGCUCUGGGGGGCACAGGCCAACUAUAUGGAGGGAGGGUCCCAAAUUAGCAAACCCUUCAUUUAAAGCAAACCCUUGUCAAGCCUACCAGAGCAGCUGAUACGUGUGCAUAACAGUGAGGCAUUGUGUCCUGGAUCGUCUGGGAGCCCAGUGUCAAGUCUGCUGGAAUGCAGGAAGUAGAACAGAAUCGCCACAGGACUGUUCUGGGGCCAGCUUCCCUUAACUCUGUAGCCUGGCAGUCUGACCCAAAGUUGCCCUCACUCAAAGGUUCUGGCUCUUCCCUCCCUCACUUUUACUUUCCCUUCCCCCAUAAGUUGGAGGAUAAAAUGGGUAUCCAUGCUAGUAUUUCCAGGGAGAACAUGAAACCAGAGGUUUCUUUCUUUCUCUGUAAUCUGCUAUGAAAGAAAAUAACAAAUGAAAAUAAAUGUGUACUACACUUUGAAA
Pan troglodytes (chimpanzee) is the source of this 3169-nucleotide messenger RNA. RefSeq names its product golgi reassembly stacking protein 1 (gene GORASP1). Gene Ontology annotation, biological process: Golgi organization. NCBI's taxonomy places the organism in Eukaryota, Metazoa, Chordata, Mammalia, Primates, Hominidae. Gene Ontology annotation, molecular function: protein binding. The transcript is spliced from 9 exons. The record is from RefSeq and is a predicted model, not a curated record. Gene Ontology annotation, cellular component: Golgi apparatus. The coding region runs from base 132 to 1598 and encodes 488 amino acids.